This is a messenger RNA of Leptosia nina, 600 nucleotides long. The record is from the annotation of a GenBank genome assembly. NCBI's taxonomy places the organism in Eukaryota, Metazoa, Arthropoda, Insecta, Lepidoptera, Pieridae.
AUGUCUGUGGAGGUGAGACAAGUUUUCUUAAUGGAAGUGAAAAUGUUUUCUCGCCUUAGCGGUUGGUGGCGUCAUUCUCUGAAAACUCGACCGGUGCUGACAAAUACCAUUGUGUACGCCAGUUUUUACACAGCAGCUGAACUGUCACAGCAGACUUUCAACAAGAUUUACUCACCUGAAAAACCUGAAUUAGAUUUUAAAAGCGCCGGCCGAAUUGUAGUUGUAGGAAGCUGUGUGUAUGCCCCAACACUGUACUAUUGGUAUAAAUUCCUAGACAACAAAUUUGCUGGAGCAUCGGCAAAAGCUGUUUUGACAAAGGUAGCGUCUGAUCAGUUUCUCAUGACACCAGUACUUCUAGCUGCCUUCUAUUCUUUGUUAGGAGCUCUGGAAGGCAAGGAGGACGUUUUAGAAGAACUGAAACAGAAGUACUGGAAGACGUUUGUAGCCAACCAGGCUUUUUGGAUACCUGGACAAAUUAUUAACUUCGCAUUGGUGCCACCUCAUUUACGAGUGGUGUACGUAGCGUCUGCUUCGUUCCUCUGGAUAAACAUACUUUGUUUUAUAAAGAGACAAAAAGUUGACAACGAAGAGAAAGUGUAG